AUGAGUCUCUACUCCGGGAGUGAUUCGGAGUACUUUGCCGUCUCCGACUCUGACGCAGAAGCGGGCCCGGCUCCUCCACGCAGCGUCUGCCACGAUUCCGGCAUGCAGCCGCAGAGUGGGAGCCCCGCGACCUUGGUGGGGACGCAGGAACAGAAGAACGCCUCCGGCUCCAACGGGGGUUCAUUCUUCCAGCAGCCCACCUGCUUUGUUGUGGAUACCAACGCCUUUCUGGAGACGGACCUGGUGUCCCAACUGGCGGAGAUGGCGUUACAGCACCUGUUUAUUGUGCCCACAAAAGUUCUUUUGGAGCUGAAGAGACUGAGUGAAGAGGAGGGCCAAAAAAGGGCGACGGAAGUGCUUCGGAUGAUUAAGUCGAUGGAGCAGCUUUGGAAUGCGGAGAAUGAACAGGAAGGCGACGUAAACGCCGGCAUUGCCACGGGACUCCGCUUACAGCGGGCAAAAGAGAGAGACAGUUACGUGUUGCGAGCAGCCCGUAACUACGACGACCACAUAUUGUCAUGUGCAUGUCACUUUACUCGUUAUCAAAGAGAUAUGCCAGUUAUCUUGCUUACGGGCGAUGAAGUGCUUUCGCUGAAAGCGUAUGCAGAGGGGGUACUUACGUUAAAAACCCUGGGGGAUUCCCAGUAUCCUGUGCGCCGGUAG
This is a messenger RNA of Trypanosoma rangeli, 663 nucleotides long. RefSeq lists its product as uncharacterized. The transcript has a single exon. The record is from RefSeq and is a predicted model, not a curated record. NCBI's taxonomy places the organism in Eukaryota, Euglenozoa, Kinetoplastea, Trypanosomatida, Trypanosomatidae. Bases 1 to 663 code for a protein of 220 amino acids. Gene Ontology annotation, cellular component: nucleus.